Fusarium sp. VM40 is the source of this 1365-nucleotide messenger RNA. NCBI's taxonomy places the organism in Eukaryota, Fungi, Ascomycota, Sordariomycetes, Hypocreales, Nectriaceae. The record is from the annotation of a GenBank genome assembly.
AUGGCUCGAUCAAAGAGAGGGGUUAGGUUCCCCAACCGCAACGGCUCUGAUGGACGACGAUCAAGCUUCAGCAGUGAAGAUGGUUCUCCCACCAAGCUCAGAUCUCAGUCUUCGGGUCAGCUGGAGACAGUAGACGAGCAGAAGAAGCCAGCAAUUAGCGAAAAGCAAGCCGAGUACGAAAAGAAAAAGGCCAACUUCAUAACGCGCACUUUCUGGACCUUUGUCAUGUUUGCGUUGUUCUUUACCGCGCUCUUCAUGGGUCACAUUUACAUCAUCACAAUCAUCACUGCUGUCCAGAUCGUCUCCUUCAAGGAGGUUAUCGCCAUCGCCAACGUUCCCAGCCGCGCCCGCUCCCUGCGAUCUACUAAGAGUCUCAACUGGUACUGGCUGGCCACUACAAUGUACUUCCUCUACGGCGAGACUGUCAUCUACUACUUCAAGCACAUCAUUCUGGUUGACAAGGUCCUGCUACCUCUGGCCACUCACCACCGCUUCAUCAGCUUCAUCCUCUACGUAUUCGGAUUCGUCUUCUUUGUCACUUCGCUUCAAGCUGGUCACUACAAGUUCCAGUUCACCAACUUUGCUUGGACACACAUGGCUCUGUACCUCAUUGUGGUUCAGGCUCAUUUCAUCAUGAACAACGUUUUCGAGGGCAUGAUCUGGUUCUUCCUGCCCGCUGCUUUGGUUAUCACCAACGAUAUCUUCGCUUACAUUUGCGGUAUUCUCUUUGGACGUACCCAACUAAUCAAGCUCUCUCCCAAGAAGACUGUCGAGGGUUUUGUCGGCGCCUGGAUCAUGACCAUCAUUUUCGCCAUGAUCCUUUCCAGCAUCAUGAUGCGAUCCAAGUACUUCAUCUGCCCUGUCAACGACCUCGGCGCCAACAUCUUCACUGGCCUGCAGUGCGAUCCUAACCCGGCCUUCCUCCCCAAGACCUACGAGAUGCCCGACCUGUUCUUCCUCCCCGAGACUGCCAAGAACAUCUCUUUCACCAUUGCUCCCAUGCAGAUCCACUCCCUCAACCUGGCCACCUUUGCUUCGCUUAUCGCUCCCUUUGGCGGUUUCUUCGCUUCUGGACUUAAGCGCACAUUCAAGAUCAAGGAUUUCGGUGACUCCAUUCCCGGACACGGAGGCAUCACUGACCGCAUGGAUUGUCAAUUCAUCAUGGGUUUCUUCGCUUACAUGUACUUCCACACCUUUAUCGCUGUCCACAAGGUCUCCCUCGGCUCUGUUCUCGAGACCGCGAUCACCAGCCUCAACCCUGAAGAGCAGCUCGAGCUUGUCAAGGGCAUGGGUCAUUAUCUCCGAAAUCAGGGUAUCCUGACCGAUGACGCUAUUGUGUGUGUCGACAAGCUUGUGGCCGUGUAA